UGGAGAGAGUGAUGAUACCACUCGUUGUUAAGGAGAAAAACACAAGUCUAACGAAAAAUUGAUGAUUCAUGUAUGAUUGUUGGCCAGUGGAUUUUGAGCAUUUUCACUCUAAUCAAUCCAUGCACCUAUUUCUCUAUAAAGCUGCUAUGAGAUGCGGCCUAAAGGCACAACAUUAUAGCAAUAUGGCUUCCACACACCAACCCCUUCUUAACACUCCCAACAAAACCAUAUCUGCAUGCAAAAUCCUAUUCUUCACUAUAUCCAUCUCCGCAGUAGUCCUUUUAGUUUUUGAUCUUCUUCCUAUUAUAAUGGGAGACAGCCGGCUUAAGGGUCUGUCAACCCCUUCCUAUCUGUGCCGUACGGCUUUAAAUCCUCAGGCAUGCCAAGAUUAUGUGUCGGAAGUGGUUUCUGAUGGUGUAACACCACCUGAUGCAACUAUGGUGCUGCAAAAGUUCUUGAUCAAGCAAGCACAUCAUUUGAACAGUGCAAUUUUUCGGGCUGGGAAACUCAAAAAUAAGUUGAACGGGCAAAAUGAUAAACAGGGGGCUAUAGCUGAUUGCGUCGAGCUAAUCGACCUGUCAAUUAAUCUCGUCUCUGAUUCAAUUAAAGCUUUGGGAAAGAAAACCCGUACAUCUCAUGCCGAUGCACAAGCUUGGCUUAGCGGUGUGCUUGCCAAUCACAUCACCUGUCUUGAUGGGCUUAACUCUUCUGGGAGAAAAUCGCUUGGAGCAACUAUUGAGGACCUGGUAUCAAGGGCCAGGGCCUCUUUGGCUGUGCUUGCAGCGGUAUCAGAGCAGGAUAAGGAAAUGAUGCAGUCUUUAAGAGGAAGGCUACCGUCGUGGAUCAGGCCGGCGGACAGGAAGCUGCUUCAGAAAACCGCUAAUGCUAUAGAAGCUGAUCUAGUUGUAGCGAAGGACGGGUCAGGUGAUUUCAAGACAGUAGCAGAAGCAGUUGCGGCAGCACCCAGCAACAGCGAGAGGCGGUACGUGAUCUAUGUUAAGAAAGGAACGUACAAGGAGAACGUUGAAGUGGGCAGCAGACAAAGGAACCUGAUGAUCAUUGGAGAUGGUAUGAAUUCGACAAUCAUAACCGGUGACCGCUAUAAUUCCGAAAAUUUCACAACCUUUAGAACCGCCACUCUUGCCGCAGUUGGGAAAGGAUUCAUACUACAAGAUAUUUGCAUCCAGAACACGGCGGGCCCGGAAAACGGGCAGGCGGUGGCGCUCCGUAUCGGGGCCGACGAAUCCAUCAUAAACCGCUGCUACAUGGACGCCUACCAAGACACGCUUUACACGCAUUCCCAGCGCCAAUUCUACAGGGACUGUUACAUCACCGGAACCGUAGACUUCAUCUUCGGCUUCGCACCAGCAGUACUGCAGAAGUGCGAGCUGGUAGCCCGCAGACCAAGGGUAGGCCAGAGCAACAUGGUGACGGCUCAGGGCCGAUCCGACCCGAAUGAGAACACGGGCAUCUCAAUCCAAGAAUGUGAAAUCAAAGCGAGUGACGACCUGGAACCGGUGAAAGAUUCGUUCCGUACAUAUCUGGGCCGGCCGUGGAGGGACUUCUCAAGGACCGUAGUGAUGCAGUCGUGCAUCGGGGAUCUCAUUGACCCGGCGGGGUGGUCGGAGUGGGCCGGGCGUCCCGUGGACAAGUUGUAUUACGGGGAGUACAGGAAUCUGGGUCCUGGCUCGGACACCAGCAGAAGAGUGAACUGGACGGGGUAUCAUGUUAUUACGGACCCGGCGGAGGCCGAGAAGUUUACCGUGAGGGAGUUGAUUCAGGGCCAGGAAUGGCUGGAUUCCACUGUGGUGGACUACAUUGAAGGGUUGUAAGAUCAAUCUGGCACGUCUUUAGUUCGUUUUCAAAUUAUUGGUACGUAGUGGUACGUUUAUUCCUCUUAGCCAUUGUGAUGGUGUAGUAAUAAACUCGUGUUUGUGCUGUGA
Messenger RNA from Sesamum indicum (sesame), 1943 nucleotides. Its product is annotated as pectinesterase 2.1-like. Lineage: Eukaryota; Viridiplantae; Streptophyta; Magnoliopsida; Lamiales; Pedaliaceae. Gene Ontology annotation, molecular function: pectinesterase activity; enzyme inhibitor activity. Gene Ontology annotation, biological process: cell wall modification. The record is from RefSeq and is a predicted model, not a curated record.